UAACGUGAUUUCAACAAACUAAACUUUCCCAAUUGAUAAAUUGUUGAGAAAACGUUUUUUGGUUGUGAAAUGAUGAAGGUCAAUAACGGAAAAAUAAAGUUGUAUUGUCAAGAACAUGAGCAAAUUGAAGGUUGAAUCAGAUGUACAACUGAUUGCUCGCGUGCAAAAGAAAGACCAGAAGUUUGUGAAUACUACAUUGUCGGGACCUGAUCAUCAAUUGGAAAUUGCCGAAAUACAAAUUAGAAAUUUAAAAAACAGAUUAAUCAGGUUUGCAAAAGACGAUCAAAGGAAAGAUCGAUACAUAUUAUCACUCGAAACACAAGUUAAACAAUUAAACCAAAAAGUGGUCGACUUAAAAAAACAACUCGAAGAUUCUACCGCACUUGUCGAUCACACACGUGCGGAGCAAAAAAAGCAUGACAACUGUAAACUUCCGCCACAUUUUGACGAAGCUUUUUACGAUGUCCAAUCGAAAACGAAAACCACUCAAUCCAAGUUGUGCAUCAUACUGUAACAUCGCAAUAUCGUUCCCAGGGUUUAGGGGCUUCUAGGCUGUUAUUACGGAGCGGUCAACUUUUUGCCACUACAAACUUCAUCGAAAGGCAAAAUGCUAUGGGAAGGAGGUUGUGAACAUCGCUAUUCCAAUUUUGGAUCAAUUAAUUUUUUCGGAAGAAGAGGACAUGAAAACGCAUUAGAAGCGAGGUUGUAAAGAAAUUGACUCGUGCGAAAAAA
Hydractinia symbiolongicarpus is the source of this 732-nucleotide messenger RNA. RefSeq lists its product as uncharacterized. NCBI's taxonomy places the organism in Eukaryota, Metazoa, Cnidaria, Hydrozoa, Anthoathecata, Hydractiniidae. The transcript has 3 exons. Bases 116 to 514 code for a protein of 132 amino acids. The record is from RefSeq and is a predicted model, not a curated record.